AGCGCAGAAUUCAAGAUUUUUGUCAAACAUAAUAACACUGUUUCUUGAUUCAGAUUUGUUUACAGAUUCAAAGAUCAUGAUUUGGGUCAGUAUUCUUCAAUCCCGGGGGCCUUGUGUUGGGGCAAGGAAACAUGUAAAACAUGCAGGGUGGGGCCCCCCAGGAAAAAGAUUGAAAACAGUGCUAAGGUUAAAGUUGCAUCCCCCACUUAAUUCUGUUGAGGUCUCAAUGUUAACUUCUCCACUGUUUCAUUUGCUAAUAGAAAUGGUACAAUAACAAAAGUAACCCCAACUAAAUGGGACUGCUUUUAAAAAGAAUGGUUUGUGUCUGAUAACGGUUUUUGUCAGCUCAUCUGUCCAAAAACUUGUUUAUUAACUUGAUCUUUCCCUGAACACCAAGAGUAAACUUACAGGAGACCAUGUAGCUAAUUUCAAUUUCAGAGAUUACUUUUUCAAUUUUUAAUUACCAAAUUGACCUUCACAAUGUAAUACUGCAAAACACACACAACUGAAUACUACUAAAAUACAGUCAUUUAGAUGGACAACAAUAAUGUGCAACAACAAUACUCUGCUCUGAGGGAGGCACGUAUUGUGAUAUUAAUGUAAUAUCUUAGCUCAGUAGAUCUUCCAGCCCAGACAGGCUUACAAGACAGACUUAUAAAUUCAAUUUAGAUGGAGAUGUGAGGCUCAGAUCAAUUUAUCUCAUCGACUUGGCUUAUCUUACAGGCUUUAGAAAUAAAACUAGACCACCACUUCAGCAAAGCAGGGAUCCUCCUGGCUGCACGCUGUCAGCAGGCUGCCUCAGGAGUACCACCGCCUGCCACAGUCCCCACAGCACCAGCAGCAGCACCAGCAGCAGCACCACCAGCAGCAGCUGCAAGCUCUGACUACUUUACUGUAGUUGUCGUGCAGGAACAGCAGGUGGCGCACUGACCGCUGCCUCUGCUGACCCUCUGAUGUCGGUCGGUCUGCUGAAUGAGGAGGGAGGAGGGCCCUCCUCUCUCUCCUUCAUCAGAAAUCAUUGGAAAUCUGUGAUCAGAUGCACAGCUGCUUGAUGGCGGCUUUACAAACAUUUGCACAGCGCGUUUCCGGUCCGAGUUAAAAGCCGAAGAGGUCCGGUUGUGACAUUUGAUAUGCUCGAACUUUAGUUUUCAAAGUUUUUUUUCCGUCUACGGUAUAUUUGCUCGGAGUUGAGAAACUUGGUGGCACUUGUGUAUGUGUUCAUUCCUGUGCACGGACGCUGUGUUCGCAGAGGAGUGCUGGCAGACUUGUUGCAGGUCUGGUUGCUGUGCUGCCUGUUGCUGAUCAGCCAUUGUGGACGUCGUGAAAGGGGGCAAGGUCUAGUUCAUGAGCCUGCUGGCUACAGUGUUAGCUGUGUGCAUGAGCUCUGCCGCAUGAACACUUGGAUGAGCCAUGAGGCUGCUUUGCCUGGUCAAAUCGGACUGCCUGCCACCAGGAAUGGACUAGUUUCAUAUCGAUUCAUUUUUUUCCCCGAGGGUUUGUGAACGCACCUUUUUAUUUGCGUGAUACACUUUGUUGUUGUUUUUCCAUGUUUCUGACGCGCCAGCUCCAAAAGAGAGCAGAUAGCUCACUUGUUGCGGAGGUUUGUGAUUGAAUAUCAGAGGACCAGAGGAGAAUAAACCCAGCAGUACUUCGUCUUGUUCUCCUGCCUGCUGGAGGAACUUGUGUGGUUGUUUUCUGUCCUCUUCAUCUCUCCGUAACUCCGUGCGCGCGACUGGGGACCACAAACAGCCGAGCGUCAUGAAGAAGAAGGCAUCUAAGCUGCUCUGGGCUCAGAUCAUCAUCACCCUGUCGUCCUUAUUCUCCCUCAUCGUGUGCAGCGCAGAUGUCCCAGAGGAAGAUGGCUUCAGUGCUGAGGCAUGGCUCCGUAAGUUCGGCUACCUGUCUCAGGCGAGCAGGCAGAUGUCCACCAUGCAGUCGGCUCAUAUUCUGUCCAAAGCCAUCAGCGACAUGCAGCGCUUCUACGGCCUGGAAGUGACUGGAGAGAUGGACCCUGCCACUGUCGCGGCCAUGCGUCGACCUCGCUGUGGCCUCCCAGAUAGGGAACCGGUGGACAUGGAUGUUGGCGUGAGGAAGAAACGCUACGCUCUAACUGGACAGCAGUGGGACAAAGACCACCUCACCUACAGUAUUAUGAACCAACACAUCCCCUCAUCUUUGGGCGAGGAAUUGACGUUCGAGGCCAUCCGCCAGGCCUUUGACGUGUGGAGACGGGUCACACCGCUCACCUUCGAGGAGUUACCUGCUGUAAGCAACGUCAACACCAACAGCAGCCAGACUGAGCUCGCUGACAUCCUGCUGCUCUUUGCCUCCGGCUUCCAUGGUGAUAUGUCACUGUUUGAUGGCGAGGGGGGUUCGCUGGCCCACGCGUACUACCCCGGCCCAGGAAUAGGUGGGGAUACACACUUUGACGCUGAUGAGCCAUGGACACUGGAGAACCAUAACCCAGCAGGUGUGGACCUCUUCCUGGUUGCGGUCCAUGAGCUGGGUCAUGCUUUGGGCCUGGAGCACUCAGAUAACCCCAGUGCCAUAAUGGCUCCUUUCUACCAGUACAUCCACACACACAACUUCUCACUACAUGAGGAUGACAUCAAAGGAAUACAGUACAUAUAUGGUCCUCCUCUCAUCACUGACGCUUCACCAACUUCUCCUCUCGCCCCUGACAACAAACCCGACGAUGACUCCCCGACCUCCGCCUCUCAUCCUGAAGUUGAACCCACCUCCGCUUCUCCGACUGACCCCCCGCCCCAAUCACCCAACCCAACCGACAGCGAUCUGCAUCCCCCAGCUCACCCGGAGCCGAGCCCCAGCCCUACAUCACCUCCCGUCCUCCCCACCUCCGCUCCCACCGACACGCAUCCUGAACCAGAGCCUGUCACCCCGCACGUUAGGAAAGAGGCGCCCCCUCCUCAGCCUCCCCCCCGGCCCCCCGCUCCUCCCCAACCUCCUAAGGUGCCCCACAACCAGCCCCCAAAUAUCUGUGACGGGGACUUUGACACGGUGACGAUGCUGAGGGGGGAGAUGUUUGUUUUCAAGGGUCGCUGGUUCUGGCGCGUGCGGAGGAACCGGGUCUUGGACAACUACCCCAUGCCGAUAUCCGUCUUCUGGAUCGGCCUGCCCAGUGACAUCGAUGCAGCCUACGAGCGCCACGAUGGCAAAUUUGUCUUCUUUAAAGAUGACAGAUAUUGGGUGUUCAGGGAGGCUGACGUCCUGCCAGGAUACCCACAGCCUUUACACGAAUAUGGACACGGAGUCCCUGCACAUAAGAUUGACACCGCAAUCUGGUGGGAGCCCAAUGGAUAUACAUACUUCUUCUCUGGAGACAGAUACUGGCGAUACAGUGAGGAGACUCGCACUACAGACCGCGACUUCCCCAAGCCAAACACAAGAUGGGGCAGGAUCCCUGACUCACCCAAAGGAGCCUUCCUCAGUGAUGAUGGAGCCUACACCUAUUUCUACAAGGGCAAAAGUUACUGGAGGUUUGACAACCACAAGACAGAGGCAGACAAAGGCUAUCCUCGCUCCAUCCUGAAGGACUUCAUGGGCUGUGUUGGAGUCCCUGACCCUAAACCCGACCCGGACAUUGACCAGGAACCAAAAGACAAACCAGUGAAGCCUGCAGACCGAGGCAAAGAUGAGCACAAAGAGCCGGACAGGGGCCAGGACAAAAACCCACCAGAGGACCCAAGCUCCAAGCCUGACAGCACAGAGGACGAGGAGGACAAAGAGGUGAACGUGGUGGUGACGGUGGCCGACAAUGAAUCAAAGGUCAUGACCCUGAUCAUGGUGACCGUCCCGCUCGUGCUCAUCCUGUGCAUCCUCAUCCUAAUCUACGCCAUCCUCAGGACUCUGCAGAACAAAGAGACGCCGAGGGCCUUGGUGCACUGCAAACGUUCGCUGCAGGACUGGGUGUGAGGCGCAGAAUUAGAAGAGAUAGAACGGGUUUUCAUCGUUUGUCUGGUACAGUCGUUGGCGUCACAAAUUUCAAUUAUGGCGCGGUGGGAAGAAGCUUCGACACAGCACUAGUCUGAGAAAGUCGAGGAUAAGUCACCGUUUUUUGGCCCCUGUUCAUAGUGAGAACUUUUAUUGCUCGUGUGAAAUAAUGCAAAAGUGGUAAAGUCGGUGCCUGUGGAGCUACAGUUUCCCUCCUGUGCCUCGUUUAUGUGCCUUCCAAAUGUCUGAAAAAGCACCUCUUUUUCCUUUACAGAUUCCCAUUUAUUCAAUCACAGAAAAAAAAGCCACCUAAUGCUCUGUUUCUAUCAAUUCUAACUGUACUAAGGAGGGACAGGUGAUUUAUUUGUAGUAGAAAUGCAGAAAAGUCGAUAAUGCACAUACAUGAUACACUAGCACACAUAAUUGUCGAUAGACACGGACACAAGUGCUUACAGCUAUGAAAACAAAAAUAGAAAUACAUGCAUAAAUAUGAACAAGUCUUCCAUAUGUUUGACUACGGUGCCUUAACCAAUCAUUUUUACUUUUGUUUAGAACAGAUAAUUUGCACUUUUGAUUGUUUAUUGUUGUCUCAGUUUUUGCUGAGGUGGCUUCACUGCAGAUGUCUGUGUGUGUGUGUGUGUGUGUGUGUGUGUGUGUGUGUGUGUGUGUGUGUGUGUGUGUGUGUGUGUGUGUGUGUGUGUGUGUGUGUGUGUGUGUGUGUGUGUGUCCAUAUAAAGCACAACUCCCUCUGCUUUUAAAACACACACUAGCAGAAGAAGCUCGUCCUCCAACCAGCGCAGGAAUGUCAGACAGCUGUGUGCGUCCGUGACCACCAGUCCCCCACCGAGCCCAUAAUGUCUUGCCCUCUCUCACACACGCACGCACCGUCACAUGAUCUACAAAAAAAAAAAAAAAAAGAACCUAACUGGAUUCAUUUGUCCACACACACCAACGCAUAGAGACCACUUACCCAAACAAAGGCACAUAGAGUUUUUGCACACAGACACACGGGCUCCAGCCUCCCCUCCUCCCACCGCAGCCACGAUAAACUGUUCAGACUGCACCACUAAAAACACAAUCCCAUUGGAGACAUAUUGAUAUACGACUGGUGCCAGGGCUGGGAUGAAAUACGAGUAGAGGGAGGGGGAUUUAUUCACAUUUAACUUGAAGAAAAGUGGGAGAUUUGACCAAUUCUGUCCAUCUAAACUCAGCUUGUUAAGACUAAAGCUCGAGCAGCAGUAUCUUUCUUCGUCUCCUCUUCUGUUCUCAUGCUAAAGCUAAAGAAAACUAAUUAAGUGUACAAGGGAGAAUCCUGCAGGCUAGAGAGGAGUGGGUCAGGGUCUGGUUUCCAUUAAGCCCACAUGCUGCUGGUUUAGUAGUGUCAGGCAUGAGGAGGGGGGAGAGAGGGGAGUUGGGGGGGGGGGGAAUGCAAAAAGGAGGAGGAAUAAGAAACUGGAGAGAGGGGAAAUGAGAUGAAGAGGGAAAGAAAGAGAGAGAAAGAAACCAGGGGAGGCACAGAUUGAGGAGGGGAGGGCUCUGCUUGCUUUUCCUCUCCAGGUUUCUGCUGGAAAGGAGGAGCGAGGGAAAGAGAGAGGAAGGAUUUUGGGGAGGGGCAACGCUGGCGUUGUGCCCACUGACCUAGAUCAGGUCCACUCUUCCUUUUCAAGUCUUGUUUUCGCUCGGCUCGUUGUCAUGAGCUGGAGAUCUUCCUCUGCGACCCCCUCUCGCCCCCCCUCUGUCUUUCUCUUCUCUUUUCCUUUUGUUUUUACAUUCUUAGUCUGUCUUUCUGCUUGAUUUGUUUCAUUGCUGUAUUUACCCCACAUCUGUGGUCCCAAAUGUAUUAAUUUUCCUCUCCACUCCUCUGGAAAGUUAGCCCAAGCGUGUGAAAGAUGCUUAACACAGAGAAAUGUGCAGAGAAUGAUCCUGUUUUUGUGUCCAUCUGUCUGUGUAAAACCACUAGUCACAUGCUGCAUCCAUUACCAGUUGUUUUAGGUUUGUGCCUUAUAUUCUGUUUCCUUGUGCCUUUUUUCUGUGAAUAUUUGGGGGGCAUUGUUUUUUUUAAUAGUAUAAAUAGCAUGAGGGAAAGUUUUUUUAAAAUGUGUUUUUUCUUUUUUUUUUUACUCUCAUUUGUAGUUUUGUAAAUUUUGUUUCUCUUCAUGUUUUCUGUAAUAACAGCAGUAGAUUUUUACGAUAAUGUUGAUGCAUGCGGGGCAUGUUCUGUAAGGCCUUUGCACUCCUGUGUAGAGUACAUUAAGGAUUUCACAAUAAAACUCACAGGUAAAAGCAA
Molecule: messenger RNA, 6238 nt
Organism: Acanthopagrus latus (yellowfin seabream)
Lineage: Eukaryota; Metazoa; Chordata; Actinopteri; Spariformes; Sparidae
Product: matrix metalloproteinase-14-like
Exons: 10
Coding region: 1759-3933 (724 amino acids)
Biological process (GO): proteolysis; collagen catabolic process; extracellular matrix organization
Cellular component (GO): extracellular matrix
Molecular function (GO): zinc ion binding; metalloendopeptidase activity
Source: RefSeq, a predicted model, not a curated record